Tachyglossus aculeatus (Australian echidna) is the source of this 2054-nucleotide messenger RNA. It is a transcript of the gene FAM3D, whose product is annotated as FAM3 metabolism regulating signaling molecule D. The coding region runs from base 243 to 914 and encodes 223 amino acids. The record is from RefSeq and is a predicted model, not a curated record. The transcript has 10 exons. Lineage: Eukaryota; Metazoa; Chordata; Mammalia; Monotremata; Tachyglossidae.
CGUAGUGAAUGACAAACCCUUGGGCCAGAGAGAGAGGCGGGCAAUAUCGUUCAUGGGAAGGCAAGGCUGGGAGGAGUAUUCAGCUGGACUUGGAAAUAUCUCUGUCUCAAACCAAAGAGCCCUCCUCUGUCAGAGUACACCAACAUCUUUACAGGAGGAAGAAACACCUGAAGGACUCAGCUCUGGGAGGUUAAUUUGCUAACUUUGAUUCUGAAGCCCAUCUCCCCCACUAUCCAGUCAAGAUGAGGCUAUCAGGUGCACUCCGCAUCCUGGCAAUUAUUUUUACUCUGGUGACAACCUGGUUUUUUGCACAUACCUAUUUCAAUUCAGGUAUAAAAGGCAUCAGCAUAAGAAGCUGGCUAGAUUCCAGAACAGGAAUAACCAAGCCUUUACGAACCAAGUGUGGCAACCACAAGAGAUGUCCAGAAGACUUUUUUGCCUUCAGAAUUGUCAGUGGAGCAGCCAAUGUAGUUGGGCCCUCUCUAUGUUUUGAAGAUCGAAUUCUCAUGAGUGCUGUGAAAAAUACCAUUGGCAGAGGGCUAAAUAUUGCACUGGUAAAUGGUUCAACAGGACAUUUCCUGAGACAUGGUAUCUUUGAUAUGUAUUCAGGAGAUAUUAACAUUUUGCUGAAAUUCUUAAGUGAAAUUGCAGAUGGCACCUUAGUCCUGAUAGCAUCUUAUGAUGACCCAGGAACUAAACUGAAUACCGAAGCCCGGAAAUUUUUUACUGAUUUAGGAAGUGUUCAUGCAAACGAUCUUGGAUUCCGAGACAGCUGGGUCUUCUUAGGAGCAAAAGGUCUCAGAGAUAAAAGCCCCUUCGAACAGUUCUUAAAGAACCAUCCAGAAAACAACAAAUAUGAUGGUUGGCCAGAGAUGCUGGAAAUGGAAGGCUGUGUACCAAGGAAGUUGUAUUAGUUGAUGAUGUUGAAUCCUGACCAGGUUCCAUGAAGACUCCCGGAACAAGAAGUGAAAGGUUGUCUUGUAAAAGUCAAGGCUAGAGUAAAAAGUUGAUUUUAUGGAUUCUAGCACCAGUCACCUAUAGGAAAAAUAAUUGAGCUCAAGAUGGACAGUAGGAAAAGGUCACCUAGUUGACAGUACCAAUUAUGUGUUUGAAAUUCUCUUCCAUCCAAAAACACGUUAAAGGAACGUCUUGGCCUCCAAAUUGUUCCUGAAGUACAUUUCCAGGAGAUGUUUCAGUAAAUAUAAAGUUAUUGAGAGAGAAGAUGUUACCCAUCAGAAGAGUAGAUUUUGCUCCUCUAGUAGCCUCAGAAGUUAAGUACUCAACCUCUUUCCCGUUGACUCACUACACCCCAACAUCUCUUUGGGCUUCUAUGGCUUUCAGCUUUUCCUGGGCCCUCUUUUCUCUUUCAACACUAUCCCCCUACUUUCAGGUGCCACCACACAUCACCACUCCAUAUUCAUCAACUUCCAUUUCCCCCCAACUCCACAGCGCCAAUGAAACAGACCUUGUCAGUGCCUCCACUACCACGUGCCCAGGCUGUCCCCAUGCUCUAUGCUUCCCACUCCACCAGUGUUGUAAAAUCAGGAGGCAGAGGUCAGGGCUGGACUGGAACAGGACCAGGAUAGAGCAGGCAGUGGCUUCUGGGAUUGAGGGAGCUUGGAAGAGGGGAGAACAGGCUCAGGAGAGAUGGUCAGAGAAUCUUCCCCAACUCCUCUUCCCUAACCCAUGACAGUGGUUAUGAAAGUGGUGGGGAGGGGAGGAGGAGCUUGAAGGAAAAGGUCCAAGGCUUUCACCUACUCCCUUCCAGGUCCUGUUCCUCUGCCAUCACUGCCACCACUAGAAAAGGGGAGUUCUGCCCUGAGUUCCCCUUCCUCCCCUUCUCUUCCACAUUCUAUUCUCCCCCAUAUCCCAUCUUGCCCCUUGCAGCCUUAGGACUUGUGGGAUGCAGGAGGUUGUAUGGUGGUGGAAGAGGCAGCAUAAGCAAAAACCAUCACACUGGAGCUGUAGGAAACAAAAGUGACAAAUAUAGAUUUAAUACUAAUAAUAAUAAUAAUAACGGUAUUUGUUAAGCACUUACUGUGUGCCAGGCACUG